AUGGGCUGGCAGUGGACGCAGAUGCAGAGGUCGGGCAGUCAUGCCACCAGCGCAAGUUGUUGGACCGUGAUCGUGGUGAACCGCCAGAGAGUAGUCUACGACGUGACGAGGCUGCUGUCCAAUCAUGAGGGCGGACGCAGGGUCAUUGAGCAGAUGUGUGGCCUUGAUGGAUCUAUCGGAUUCUGGUGCGUCCACAGCUUGGAAGACCUUCAGGAGUCCAUUGCUGACGGGGAUGCCACCGAGAUUUGCAGGAGUGCUGCCUCAGUCCCCCCUGCUCGACGCUUGGAUGAUGACGAUGAUGAGGAUGAGGACGAGGACGAGGACGAGGAUGAUGAUGAAGGUAUGCGCAACACUUGCGCAACAGGUGGCUCUUUGCCUGCCGCUCCCACCACUGCCAUUCAAGCCUCUGAGGUGGCUUUGCACAAAUCCUCUGACGAUUGCUGGACAAGCAUGGAUGAUGGCAGUCGGAAGGUUGUCAUGGACAUGUCUUUGUACACUCACUACCACCCUGGCGGAAAAGCAUACGUACUGUCCAUGUGCGGCAAGGAUUCCACGGCCUCUUAUCGAGGCUUCCAUCCCUUUUCUUACCUGGGUCAAGGAGUGAGUUAUGGAUACAUCGUGAUGAAGGGCACUCUACAAGGCACGUAUCCGGCUCCGUCUCCACCCCCUGCCGGGAGCCCGGCACCAGCUCCAGGUGGUCAGUACACGGCCAUCACCGCCUCAGAGCUUGCCACGCAUGCAACUGCAAAUGACUGCUGGGGCAGGGUUGGCAGCUGGGUGGUGGACAUGACGGCUUUGCGCAGUACCCACGCUGCUGGGAACUCAAUGCUCCUGUGUGGCCAGGACGUGACAGCCUCCUUCCGGAGCAUUCAUGCGGAUUCCUACAUCUCGCGAAUGCCGGUCAUGGGAACCUAUGAUUCCACAGUCCAUCGGAAUCCCGCCAGUUCCACGGCAAUGACCACCACGCCCGGUCCCACACCACCUGCACCUUCGCCAAGUGGAGGAGAAACGUCCAUUCUCAACCCUACCGUGCCCACCGAGGAUGUGAGCGUGAUAUCUACCUCGGAGAUGUCCUGGCAUGCUGUGCUCUCGGACUGUUGGCUGGCCAUGCGCUGCAAGGUCUACGACAUGACCAGCUACAUCCCCUUCCACACGGGUGACCGCUACACGCCCCCAGGCGGUCAAGGGGCGAUCGAGAAGCUUUGCGGUGCAGAUGCAACGGCCGCCUUCGAGGCCAUCCACCCGAUCUCCUACAUGGACCUCUCAAUCCGAACGGGUGCCGUGCUUUUGGGAGAUCUUGCUGGCUGCGGCGCCGCUCCUGCAGCCCCACAGCAGACGACCACCGCGACCACCACCACAACAACUCCUGCACCUGCAGUGCCGCAGAAUGCAACGAUGUGGUACAACCUGAGCUUCCCAAACUUGCUGGCCUCCAGCGUGGACCUGACCAGCGCACAGACGGAGGCCUCGUUGGCGAUCCAGGUGCAACAUGCGUUGGCGGCUCAGGGUCUGGCAAACGUCAAGGUGGUGGUGUCCAACCUGCGGGCAGGAUCCAUCAAGGCCACCGUGGGGUUUCAGAUGGCUGACAUCGGCCAGCUGGAUGCUGUGAGACUCUUCGGGACGAAGAUGAACAGCGUGACUUGGAUGGGUGAUGCUGCCACCGUGGAAGGCAGCCCUCAGCUGGAAGUGAGCUAUGGCGGCCAGGCCGCACAACAGCUUCCUGGCUCGGCCUUGCCGGUCUACACCAUCCACCAGGUCCAGGACCACAACACAGAGCUGGAUUGCUGGAUGGCCGUCCAUGGCAAGGUGUUCUCCUUCGUUGGCGCUGCCAAGGCACAUCCUGUUGGCAGCUUCUGGACCCUCGGCCUUUGCGGCACAGAUGCCUCGGCCACCUUCGAUCUCCACCAUCCCAUGAGCUACCUGGGCAAGGCGCCCCUGCGCCGUAUCGGGGGAGGCCAGAUCGGAACCCUUUCCUCGGCUUCAGCCAUCGACGCCGCCAAGACUUACCCACGACCAUCGCCCAUCCAAGUCUUGCCAAACAUCGAGGUGACACUGACAAACGGGUCCCAGGAUUUCUUGCAGAGGCACAACAAAGAAACGGAUUGCUGGAUGGCUUUGCACGGUGAUGUGUAUGCAUCGUCGAAUCUGCUCGCGCAGCACGAUGGCGGUCGGGCCAACGUGGCUGCUCUCUGCGGGCUAGAUGCCACGGCCUCUUUCGACUGUGUGCACCCCAUGAGUGAGAUCCAAGAGGCAGUGGAUGACUAUGGCAUCACAAAGGUUGGGACAACAAGCACAAUCCUUGGACAAGGCUGCACCUUCCAACUAUCGGCGGGGAUGCUCCCCGACAGGAUGAUCACCUGGGGGGAGCUAGCCACGCACGCCACGACUCAGGACUGUUGGAUCCUCCUUGGCACAGCCGGUAUCGUUUGGGACGUCACGGCAUAUUUGCCCAAGCACACCGGUGGUGCGGCCAGUGUCGGCAUCCUUUGUGGCGCUGACGCAACAGGAUCCUUUGACAAGAACCACAGGGUCGGCUACAUGACCACGCUGGCUCAGAAGGGUGGCUUCCCAUUGGGAACUAUCACAGGUGAGCAGCCGGCCCUUGACUCCGGCACUGUCCAAUUGACUCCGCUGACCAUGGCAGAUGUAGCCCGGCACAACAUCGCAUCAGAUUGUUGGAUCGCCGUGCACGGCUAUGUUCUGGAUGUGACCAGCUACUUGGACCGCCACUCCGGGGGUCGGAUGAGCAUCCAGGCCUCGUGUGGAGCAGACGGGACUGCUUCCUUCGACUCUGUAUCGCACCCCCAAAGUUAUAUCACCAUGAUGGCACAGAAGCGCUUCGCCACCAUCAAAGGCUGCAUUGGCAGCUGCACCAGUGAUGGCGCCACGCCAAGCCAAGGCAACGGCAUCGGCACGACAGAUUCCAUGACAGGACCAACUGGCCAGGUCCCUGCAAGGCAAUGUCGAGGCGACGAGCCGACGCCGCCGGACACCACCGUGACGGAUGCCGAGCUGCAGACGCACAACAAGGCCACAGACUGUUGGAUGGUACUGGGCUGCGGCGUCUACGACGUCUCUGCUUACAAGCACAGUGGAGGAGACGGCUCUGUUCAUGCAUGGUGUGGGGGGGAUGGCACCACCUCCUUCGUUGGGAAGCAUCCAUGGACGUACCUUCCAAUUCUCCUGAACAAAGGCGCCGUGUUGGUCGGGAGGUACGGCGGCGCCUCAGUUGCCAGCAGCGUGGGCAGGCAAACGCCGCUGUCGCUUGCCGAGAUCGCGAAGCACAACACACCCGCAGACUGUUGGUCCUGCAUCCACGGCAAGGUCUAUGACCUCACCUUCUAUUUGCCAGAUCAUGAUGCCGGCAGUGCCGUCAUUGAACCCAUGUGUGGAGAGGACUCCACAGCAUAUUAUGCCAUGGCCCAUGCCAAAGGCGCGCUGUCUGGGCUUCCCAUUAAGGGCGCCUGUGACCCGCGUGCAGAGCAGGCCUUUACUGAGCAGAACAUCCUGGAUGGCAUGGCCUUUGUUGCCUACGUUCUUUUCCCGUGGCUGAUGCACCAUGUGUCUCCGGUGAUGAUGAGCCCUCCCAUGCAGGACAGGAUCUUCCGCCGACCCAUCCUGGCUAAGCCAUUGAAGGGUUGCGUGGGCAACAUGCUGAACAGCUAUCUGGAGAUGCCCGUCGGGGUGGCUGCGAUGCUUCUAUGGUUCUUGGUGGCAACGGCGCUGCUCUCCACCUUCUGGGCCCUUCACUACGAGCUCUACUACCUGCCAGACUUCACGGGGCCGGGCUGGAUUGGCCGCAUGACUGUGUACAUGAUCUCGAUCGCCACCUACUUGGGAACCCGGCGAUGGUCUUUGGCCUGGACCCUGUAUCAGAUCUCCUACGAGAAGACCCUCAAGGCCCACUAUGUUGUGGGCUCCGUGGCCAGCAUCUACAUGAUCUUGCAUGGCGUGCUGUACAUGGUGGCUUUUGGACCAGACAUGCUGCCAGAACACCAGGUAACUACGGCUUAUACUUUGCUGGCCUGUAUUCUAAUUGUGUUCCCCGCCAGCAUCAACAACUUCCGUGUCCGCUGGUACAGCGUUUUCAAGAUCACACACUUCUUGGCGCCUCUCAUCGUGAUAGUAGCGAACCUGCACAUCCUUUCUCUCAACGUCGACGGUCUUCUUUGCCGGGGCUUUUGGGGUGCCAUGGCCUGGAUCGGCUCUGCCGCCUUUUUUUGGAUUGGGGAUUUCUUGUACAGCCGCUACGAUGUGCUCAUGGUUCCGACACGGGUGGUCGGUGCCGCAAGGGUGCUACCAGCAGACGGAGGCCCGGCACAUAUUGCCGUGAAGCUCAGGAAGAAGACGACCCUCUUCCCGGGCGCUUGGCUCUCCGUGGCCUCCUUAGAUGCGGGAAGCGCGUUGAGCCACCCCUUCACCGCCAUUGUCCGCAAGUGUGGUGGCAUCGACAAGGAGUAUGCUGAGGUUGAGUUCCUGUGGAAGCUGGGCAGAGAAUUAGCGGAGGUGUGCCCUGGCAAGACUUGGACGCAGGCCCUGUGCAACAAGAUUGUGAAGCAGAGUCCCACUGCACCUCUGACCUUUUACAUGUCUGGGCCAUACGGUGGUGGUUUGGGUUCUCUUGAGCCAAUGCGGAUCAUCAUCUUCGUGGUUGGUGGCGUAGGGGUGACACCCGCUGCUUCCAUGGCUCCCCACCUUAUUCGUCAAGGCAAAGACGUCCACGUGAUUUGGAGUUGCCGCUCCGCCUCCCUGCUUCAGCACAUUGCGGGCGAGUACUUCAACAGCGCCUGUGGAGCCUACUUCGAUCGGAACCCUGACAACCGCCGCCUCCACUACAGUGGCAAGGACGAAGCGAGCCUGCCGCCCUACGUCCUGAAGGGACGGCCGGACGUGCCCGCGAUCAUUGGCGAGGUUGUGCAGAGCGCCUUGAAGCGGGACAUUUUGGACAUUGGCGUUUUUGUUUGCGGUCCUGGCGCCUUGACUGAGGACUGUGUCCGUGCAGCCAAGAAGCACAGCGACCCUAAGGGAGCCCACGUCCAUGUGCAUGCUGAAUCCUUCCAAAUGUGA
Messenger RNA from Symbiodinium necroappetens, 5067 nucleotides. The record is from the annotation of a GenBank genome assembly. NCBI's taxonomy places the organism in Eukaryota, Dinophyceae, Suessiales, Symbiodiniaceae.